GUUCUGCGGCGCAUCAGAGCGGGGUGACCGAGAGAUUCGCGCGCGGCUCCCGCACCAGGCUGCGCAAGGAACUGGAGAAGAAGAAGGCCAUCUUUUCGUUGGAGAUUCCAGUUGAGUUUUGCGGCAAGUUGGGGGUCGGCGACAGCGGUGACGGCAAGCUGGUCGCCACCUUCAACCAGACCCAAGAAGCUCUCACGUGGGCUGCAUUCUGCAGCGGCGCGGACGCGCCGCGCCUUCUGUGCUCACACUGCGGGAGGCGCGGUCGAUCUGCAGCCCGGGAGGAUUUUUGGUCGCUUUCGAUGCCGCUUUCGGCGCCUGAUGGCUCUGUCUACACCACUGCCCUCGCGGCGCUCACUGGCUGCAUGGGCGCGCGGCAGGUCGUGGAGCUCGACGAUUGGACCUGCGCGGCGGAAGCGCGCGCCUCUCGCGGGGCCGGCGCUGGCUACCCGAUAAAGACCACAAAUAUUGAGCAGUGGCCGGGCAUGCUCAUCCUCCACCUGCUGCGCUGGACAGCGACCGGGGAAUUGGUGCAGCAUGCCGCGGCGCCUGAUCUGCACCUGGCGAUUCGCCGGACCGAGCACGCACUGCGCGCAGUUGUUACUCGCGAGGGGGUCGCGCCACAGUCCGGCCAUUAUAUUAUUUUCGCGGCGCGUGCCGGGCGCUGGCACGUCUGCAGCGAUGAGGACAUCAGGCUGGCCACGCAGAGCGAGAUGAUCUUCUUUGUGCGGAGCAGGAGCGUAG
Molecule: messenger RNA, 741 nt
Organism: Prorocentrum cordatum
Lineage: Eukaryota; Dinophyceae; Prorocentrales; Prorocentraceae
Source: the annotation of a GenBank genome assembly